Molecule: messenger RNA, 5279 nt
Organism: Ostrea edulis (European flat oyster)
Lineage: Eukaryota; Metazoa; Mollusca; Bivalvia; Ostreida; Ostreidae
Product: EF-hand calcium-binding domain-containing protein 6-like
Exons: 31
Coding region: 142-4755 (1537 amino acids)
Cellular component (GO): nucleoplasm
Molecular function (GO): calcium ion binding
Source: RefSeq, a predicted model, not a curated record
UUCCUGGCAACGGAAGGGCAAUCGAAGUCACUCAACAGUAAAUUAAUCACAAUAUAAGCAUGGAAUGAUACGAUAUAUGUGUAUGGAAGAUUAUUAACUAGAAACAACAGAGACUUUUCCAUUUUAGGAGUUUGAAGGAAGAUGGCAGCCGUCAGCACUCUGCUUCCGGAGACUCAGGGGGUGCAGUUCACUGCCCGUCCAGCUGUCCUCCGAACCAAGGAGAACAUCAAGUCCAGAAGUGGCCGGUCAUCUUCUCUGGGGUCUGAGGUAGGAAUCCAGCCUGUCAAUGCUAGUCUGUCUAGUAUUGAGGUGGAAGCUCUCCUCAGGGAGAAGGUGAGGGCCAAACACCAGAAUAUAAUGCAGGCCUUUAUGACUUACGAUGUUGAACACAAUCAAGGGGUAACAAAAGGGGAAUUCCGUCGAGUGUUAGAGUCUUUUUGUCUCCCCCUGACCUCAGAGCAGUUUGAGGCAGUAGUGGCCAAGGUGGAGAAAAAUCCCAAUGGAACAGUCAAAUAUCCUGACUUCAUGGAGAAGUUUUACGGACAGCCCCCUAGUACUGUGGCUGGUGGGCAGUGGGCUGGAUUUCAAAAAUUUUCUCCGCCUGCUGCUGCGAGGGAAGUAAACGUUGACAUGAUUGAGAAGAUGCUUAAAGACAAAAUAAGCCAGAACUUUAAAGCUGUAGUGAAAGCCUUACAACUGUUUGAUUACAACAGAGAUGGAAAAAUCCAGAGACACGAACUCCGGAGAGUGAUCGAGAACUACUGCUUCAAACUCACAGACGACCAGUUCCAGAAGUUGUGGCUGCGAUAUGAUUUUCACCACACGGGACUCGUAAAUUAUAAAGAGUUUUUGUCGAGGCUUGGUGUGUCUGUCGGUAACCAUGGUCGUCCGCCUGUAGAUGGGGCUAAGGGAGCCCUGUUGUGGCCCCAGCAGAUUGCUGCUUCCAACAGUAAAAUCUUUCGGCAAAGGAAGGAUGAUGAGGAAGCUCUACAGAAACUCAACUUUGACCAGAUCGAGCAGGAAUUCAGGAUUAGGAUGAGAAAGAACUACCUGAACUUGAAGAAGAUUUUCCUGACCUUUGAUCGACACCUGGAUGGUUUUAUUGGUGUGGAUGACCUCAAAUCCAUUCUAUGUCAGUUCACCAUCCCUAUGUCUGACCAGCUCUUCAGGCAGAUGAUGGAAAGGUGUGGAGUGAAAGGCACAGGUAAAAUAUCCUGGGAGCAGUUUUUGGACAAGUUCCAGGAUCCCCAGGGAGGGGGUAAUGGACAGACCAUCCCCAUGAGACCCAAUCACAAGUUUUUCCCAAUCCGGGAGGGUAUACAGGUGGUCCCCACUGAUGAUAUCUGGAAGUUACUAUAUAAACAUGUACAGAGUCACUACCCAUCCCUGAAACAGGCAUUUCUGGAGAUCGAUGCCACACGUAAAGGCAGGAUUACUCGUACGGAGCUGAGGAAUGUGAUAGAGAAGUUUGCCUUUAGAUUGGACAAUGAGCAGUUUAAACAGCUGAUGUUGAAGUUAGACCCCUUCCAUACUAACAGUAUUUCUUACCACGACUUCCUGAAACUAUUCGAGGAAACUGACACUGCAGAAGGACACAAAUGGCUGAAAUCAGUCCACCGUUUCAACGAGACCCCCAAACCAGCCAUCAUGGCAUGGGAAACAAUAGAGGAGAUUCUCCGUGAGAAGAUUACAGAAUAUUGGAAGCCAGUGUCUACAGCCAUCAUGUCUGCUGAUUCAACCGGGGAUGGCUACAUCUCUAUACCCAAAAUGAAGUCCAUCAUAGAUAACUGUGUGCUGCCAGUUUCAGACGAUCACUUCAAAAGUAUGGUUUCGCGAUGUAAGGACUGUUCCAAUAACCUGAUUAACUAUGUGGAGUUCCUAGAGAUGUUGAAUGUUGAUGUACGGCCCGGAGAUCUUAUCGGCCUCAGCUCUCAGAUCCAGCAAGGCAGUGAGGAGAGGGAAGCCAUCAGGAUAAAAAACCACAUAGCAAGGAGUACAAGAGUGAACAGAAGAGCCCAGACCCGGACCAACACAAUGACGGCUGACGAGGUCAUUGCCCGUCUGAAGGACAGAAUGUCACAACAUAAGGUGCAGAUUAGACAGGCAUUCCUGUCGUUUGACAAGUCAGGAAAGGGGCGUGUCACCCGACGACACUUCAGAGAGGUCUUAGGAACGUUUGGAAUUAUAAUGACUGAUGACCAGUUCCUAGAGCUGACUGAGCGUAUCGGUUUUACCAACGGUCAGAUGGAGUACUCAGACUUUGUCAGUGCUUUUGAAGACCCUCGGGCCCAAGGUCCCGGGGAUGAGAUCCAAAGAACAGGAAACCACCGGGUGAAUCCCAUCCGAGGGGAUGAGUGGGGCAUGACUGCAGAUGAGGUGGAGGCCAAGUUAAGGAGCAAACUCAGAGAAAACUUUGCAAAUCUUCGAGCAGCAUUUUACAAGUUCGAUGAUGACCACAAUGGCCUGAUAAACAAAGCGAACUUUAGAAGGAUUCUGGAUUCCUUUAUGUGUAUCAUGUCUGACAAUGAAUUUGAGCAACUGUGUAAAAGAAUGGGAAUUACAAAAUCCUCCAAAAUUUCUUAUGACGAAUUCCUCCAUCGGUUUGAGGUCAGAGACACAGCUGAGGGUCACAAGUGGCUGAACUCUGUACAUAGGUAUAACUCCACAUAUCCCACUUCUGAAAUGACAGCAGAAUCAGCACACGAGGCUUUAAAACUGAAGUGUCACAGACAAUGGAAGGAUCUAGCGCAGGCAUUCACACAAAUUGAUGCGAUAGGAACCAAAGGAGUGCUAAGGAAGAGGGAAUUAAGAGACUUGCUGUUUAAAAUGGUUAUCCCGAUGAGUCCAGAAGAGUUCAAAAGACUGUGGUCUAUCUAUGAUGAGGAAGGGAAAGGUUAUAUUAAUUACCAAGACUUCCUGGAUAAACUUGGAGCCUCCGAAUUCACUCCAGCGGAUGCUGUCGGAACCAGUGCAAACAUCAUAGAUACCAGUCACAAGACAAUUAUGGACCACAAUGAUGAUCAGCUGGCCAAACAUCAGAGAAUGACCAAGCACCAGGCAGUCAGGGUUGCAUUCAUGAAUGCCGGGCAAGUGGAGAGACAACUCAGGGACAAGAUUCGAGACAAUUACACGGAUACUUAUGAAGCGUUUAGGAAGUGUGACACGCAGAAGAAGGGAUCCUUGUCUGUGAAUGAGAUUCAGAAAGUCCUCAAUGACUUGCACUUCUUCAUGAAUGAUGAGCAGUUCUUCAGACUAAUGGACAAGAUUGGCCUGGGCACCAAAGGAAGCCGCCUGAAUUACGAGGAGUUCCUGAGGGCAUUUGAGGAUGGCCGUAAGGAGCACUACCAGCGCCCUCUGCCUGAGGUCAGGAUCCAGGAGUGUGAUGUACUUACUCCUCAGGAGGCAGAGACCAAACUCCGACAGAUUAUCGAGAACCAGGGAGAGGUCCUAGGAAAGGCUUUUGCUUCCUUCGACAAAUCUCAGUCAAACCUAAUUUCAAUAGCUGACUUCAGAAGAGUGCUGGACAUCUUUGCCUUUAAGUUAACAGAUGCUCAGUGGCGCCACCUCCAGAGUAAAUUGCAGACGGUGGACAAGUCUAUAAACUAUGUUCUGUUCCUAGAGAACUAUGCUAUGUCAGAUCAGGAGGAUGCGGAGAAGUGGCUGGCAGCCUUGCAGAAGCAGAUGAGGAACCAAUCUCAGACCCUGAUGCCAAUUGACGAGGUCCAGGAAAGACUUCGAGAGGCAGUACAUGCCCACUUCUACACUCUCGCAAAUUUCUUCAAAGAAAGGGACUAUGCCAACAUUGGAGUGAUAUCUAGAGAAGAUUUUAAAGAUGUAAUGGAUAAAAAUGUCAUGCGAUUUACCGAUGAACAGUUUGAGAAUGUGUGGGCCUCAUUACCUGUCAAUGAAUUUGGAAAUUUAGCCUACAAGGAAUUCCUCCGUCGUUACUCAUCCAACAUGGAAAUCCCUCCCACACCCAGGCCAGCUUCCAUGAUGAAUGGCCGCCCAGGGACCCAGAUGUCUGGGAGACGCCUUCAGAGUAGGGCAGUAUCAAGAUCGAUGACUCAGAUGGAAUUUGGCCUGCCAGGAUCAAGAAUGUCCAGAGCUCAGUCUCGUAUGAGUACACCAUUGGUUAAUGCUGAGAGUGCAGAAAUAAGAAUAAAGAACCGGAUAUUCCGCAACUGGAAGGAGAUCCAGAGAAGUUGUCGUAAUUGUGACAAAAAUAACACAGGGACAAUCCACAUCCAGGAACUCCGAGAUAUUCUUGUAAGGAAUGGAAUUGAUAUGCCUGAUGAGGAGUUUUUUGAUCUUAUGACUAAGUACGAUCUGAGAGAGGACGGGUCAUUUGCAUAUGUGGACUUCCUCCGUCACUUCAUCUUGAACCUUAAGCCACAGGACGAUGGCAACUUGUUGUCACGGCGACGAGUACCCCAGGGACGAGUAUCUUCCUUGUCUGCGGUGUCUGAGAAUUCUGAGGUUUCAGCUGGCCACACCAGCACUCCAUUUUAUGAUGCCAUGAUCCGACUCAGAGAUUGUGUCCUACAGAACUGGAAGGAGAUGAGACGACUCUUCCGAUCAAUGGACCGUGAAAAUACAGGAACUGUUAGUUCCCUAGAUUUCCGGCAUCUUUUACGACAAUUUAGCGUAAAUUUAGAGGAGGACGAAUUUUUUCAUCUGUUGUCAUACUAUGACAAGAACUUGAACGGAAUGAUAUCGUACAAUGACUUUAUUAAAGCAUAUCUUCAGACUCCUUGAAGAUAAUGGGAAACCUUUAUAAAAUGAUUUUGAAUAGAACUGCUUUCUCUGGUGUUGACACUGCUGAAUCUUGUUCCUCUCCUUUUCUUACUUGUUUUGCAAACUGCUGUGAUCAUUUUGGACUAUGAUGGUGUCUUUAUGAAAUCAUUUAAGUGCUGAUGUAUAAAAUUUUACUGCCUCGUAACUUUUGUAAUUCUGUCAUGGAGCUUGCAAUAUAAAUCUUAAGCUCAAUGUUCCAUGAUUUUACCUCAGUGCCAGAGAUUUACAAUCAAGCAAGCUGAUUUGGGCUUUAAGAGUCAGCUGGGAAUCGUGUGAAUUCUGAACUCUUCUUUACGUAGAAAGUGUGGAUGUUGUUAUUUCAAAUCUUUUCUUCAUCUGUGAUAGACAAAGCUGUGAUUCAAAUUUACGUGUAUUUUCUACAUGUAAUGCUGAUACAUGAAUUUUUCAAAACUUUGUAUAUUAAUUUAUGUACAUAUCAUAUUUUGUAAAUCUACUAUUUCUUAUUAGAUAAAUGAUUAAUUAAA